CAAGCGGAGGAGGCACGAGACGCACGGAGAGCCUCAACGCGGAUUAUCCAAAGAUAUUUUCGGCGGCAACAUGUUUUCGGUGUGUGUCAAAAUUUUGCUGUUGGUUUUGGUGUGUGCGCGUGCUGCCUCGGCUGCAACGAGGAGCAACGACAGUGCAAUAGGGAGGACCUUUGCCGCUUCAGACCGCUCAGUCACGGUUGAACCGAUACCAGACCCUGAUGACCCUGAUUAUGAUUACACACUGAACAAAACUGGUCGGGUGCGGAAUGAAACAACAGUCAUCAGGACGCACAUCUCUGAGGAGGCGCUGCUGUUUCUAACGGGCCCCGUGUCCACUGUCCUCAUCCCUUCCUUCUACACGCUGGUCUGCCUCAUUAGCGUUCCCAUCAACAUCUGUGCCGUGCUGGCCUUCGCUCGGAGGAUCCGUCCAAAGAAGCCGGCCGCCAUCUACAUGCUGAACCUGGCCUGCGCUGACCUCCUCUUUGCCACGCUGCUCCCCUUCAAGAUCUCCUACCACUUUGCUGGCAACAACUGGAUGUUCGGCCCUGUCAUGUGCCGCGUGGUCACUGCAGCUUUUUACUGGAACAUGUACUGUUCUGUUCUUCUCAUAGCGUGCAUCAGCGUGGACCGGCUUCUAGCUGUCGUCUAUCCCAUCGACUCUCUGGCUUGGAGAAGGCCGAGGAAUGCAACCAUUGCCUGCAUAGCAAUGUGGGUUCUCUCCUGUGCUAGUUCAGUGCCCCUUGUCCUCUCUGACCAAACAUUUCACCUGGAAGAACUGGGCAUCACCACCUGCCAUGACAUCCAGCGCACGCACGAUCUAAUUGGGCACUACAAGAUCUACUUCAUCACCCUGUGCUGCGCCCUCUUCUUCCUGCCUCUGAUCGUCAUUGUGGUGUCCUACACUCGGGUGAUCUGGUCGCUGAGCAGGGUCCCACGCGGGGUUCCAGGUCGCUCACGCAGAAGAACAAGAGCUGUGGUGAUGGCUCUGACUGUGCUGGUGAUGUUCUUGCUGUGUUUUACACCCACAAACUGUCUGCUCCUGGCACACUACCUGCAGUUCAACAAGGGCGUCGAGAUGAGCCAGGACAACCCCGACGGCUCCUACGCAGUCUAUCUGGUCUUUAUGUGUUUGGGAAGUCUUAACUGCCUCCUGGACCCUCUGGUGUACUACUUUGGAUCAUCACAGUGCCAGAGACAGCUGUCCAGUGCACUUAGGUGUAAGAAGAUUGUAAGGGGGAGCAGCAGCAGCCAUUCGUCCUCUAAUUCAUGCCGAUCCAGCAGCAGAACAAUUCUGAAAUCUGGCCGUACAGAGAACUCCACAAUAAACUCUUCAGUCACCAAAACAGACUCUUUUCAAGCAAACCUCAACAGCCAGUACAAGAAGCUUCUGGUCUGAUAGACUCACAUGAAGCAGACAUUAAGGCUUGUCCAUUUUGGUUAAUUUAGCUUUUGAUAGGCCGACACCCAUUAACUAGUAACUAAGUGGUUAUUUUUUAAGAAACAAAGGAAGUCUAUUACAAGUGGCAUUUUGUUUGCGGUGCUCCAUUGCCUCAGUGAGCUUUAGCACCACAUUCCAAAGCGCUAUCCAUUUAAAGGUGGUGAUAUUUGAAUGUUUGUGACAUAAAUGUCUUAACUUUUAUGUUCUGUUUGCUUUGUUGACACGUUAACAUGUGAAAACAUGCCCAUUAGGCUUGGGCAGUAUCUAAUUUUCCAUAUCCUCAUACCAAUCUUGAAAAUUAUACGGUAUAUAAAUAUAUGUCAUAUAUAUAUAUAUAAGUCUUAUACCAUAAAUGGCCCAAAAAUAAACUACUACUACCGUAGUCUAUUCUGGUAUACCCUCACUCAUAUACUCUGGUAUAUCCUGGUAUACCUCAACACUGUGAUAGCAACUAAGUGUAAUACCCAUCGCCCAAUCUUUGAGGUGAAGCUCAUUAGGCAAUCAGCUGGUAAAGCUGCCGAGGUGCCGGAGCACAUUGCUACAGGAAAUAAUGCCCAUUCCAGCUUGACCCAAUCAGUAUACACCUUCAUUUUGACCACAAAAUCCCUAUAGCAUUGUUGACUAUGUUAGCAUCACAAGACAUGCUGACAGUGCUAACAGUGGCGACCAUGGUAACAGUGAGAGCACAGUAAACAAAUGGGCUUUGCAGCUCAAAACUGAACUGCUUGCUCAAUGUGGUGAGCUUGGGGAUAACUGGAGGAUGGGCACAAUAUUUCCAAAGCAACGUUGUUGGGUGAGAAUGGCAUUAUUAGCUGUAAAUUGCAGAAUUUGCAACACUAGUUAACUAACUUUAGCUCCUACUUAGCCCGGUUCAGAUUUACUGCAGUUAACCAAGGAGUAAAAAUGAACCUGUAGACUGACGUGUAAAUGGUUAGAAAUCUUCCGGCAGUUAAUUGACAUUUAAAAGUUAACCGUUCAAAGUGACUUAACUGACUCCUACCUGUGAUUUUAAGAAAUAUUUUAUUAUGAAGGCCAAGUAAAAGGAGCUAAAGAACACAGAGUUAAUCUGCAGAGUUUAUCUAUCUGUAUAUUAUUUCCUGAUUAAAAUAAGGGGAGGAUAAUUCAACCUAUCAUGCCAAAAGAAAUACUUAAAACUCUUGGUUUCAUAACAAUGUGCCAUGGCAGACGCACAUGCCUUUGGACUUAUAAAUAAAGUAAAAAACGGACAGAAGGAAGGAAGAAAGUGAGAUUAGAUAAGAAUGUGUUUUCUAGAACAAUGUCGCUGAACAUUUGAUACUAUGAAAUGCUUUUAUUUUUGCACUGUAUAUAUGUAAGAGCUUAUAAACUGCAAGAUAACAUGUUGGUAUUACAUUUAAUGGAAGCAAAUUGCUUUCUAUUUUGUCUUUUUGUGUAUUUUUCAAUAUGUAUUUUUUGCUAAAAAGCGUAUUUCAAAGCACUUAUGUUUCACCUUUGCAAAGCUGUCAUUCGUGUUUUACUUUGUACUCAGAAAUAUAUUUUUACUACCUUUUUUGUUACCACUUUUGGUCUCUGAAUAUAAUAUUGUAAUAGUGUUUUAAAGGUAACCAAUGCAUAUUUGUUUCAUGCUGCUCUCUGCUGGUCGGAAUUGUGAAGUACUUAAAGUGUAUCAUAUAUGAGGCUGUUGCACCAUUGUUCAGGUUCUUUUCUCCUCCAGCAGAUAGCGCCACUGUUCUGUUAAUUAAAGGUAACCUGAAGGAUAGAAUCUGACCUCAACUACCGCUUUCUCACUGUGUACUAUUCACAUAAUCAGAAAUCUUGUCAUAGUGUAAAGGAACUACUGACUGAAUAAAUAGCAUUGAAUAUCAA
Plectropomus leopardus (leopard coralgrouper) is the source of this 3283-nucleotide messenger RNA. RefSeq names its product proteinase-activated receptor 1-like. Gene Ontology annotation, cellular component: plasma membrane. Gene Ontology annotation, molecular function: thrombin-activated receptor activity. Lineage: Eukaryota; Metazoa; Chordata; Actinopteri; Perciformes; Serranidae. Gene Ontology annotation, biological process: blood coagulation; phospholipase C-activating G protein-coupled receptor signaling pathway; thrombin-activated receptor signaling pathway. The record is from RefSeq and is a predicted model, not a curated record.